Messenger RNA from Rhizophagus irregularis DAOM 181602=DAOM 197198, 450 nucleotides. RefSeq lists its product as uncharacterized. The record is from RefSeq and is a predicted model, not a curated record. Lineage: Eukaryota; Fungi; Glomeromycota; Glomeromycetes; Glomerales; Glomeraceae.
AUGACUCAUCAGUGGGGUUUUGGUACGACCUUUCAGCCUUUUAUAGGUCAUGAUCAGCGGGUUAGAUACAUUAUUGAGGAAACUAUUAAUGAUGUUAAAGAAACUAUUAAUGAUGUUAAGGAAACUAUUCGCGCUCAGGAACUUCGUUUCGCGGGAAGAACAAAAAAUUCUAUUAUUACUCGUGGGAACGUUCAAAACAUUGAACCCUUAUUCGUCGAUUCAGCCAGUGAACCAUCAUCCACCACUAUAAUCAGCGAACUUUUGACCAGCGCUUCUGAAAUUCAAACAGAUACUUCUGAGCCUUCUCAACUCGAAGUACUUGCAUUAAAUUAUCUUCGAAAUCAAGAGAUUUCAACUAUCCCCAGCAGAAUUCCGAAACUCAAUCCUUGCAGUAUUUUCCAAAGAGUAAUCCUAAAAUUCCGAUUACCUUUUCCACCGCCAAUGUCUUGA